AGACAUGUUUUGCAGAUGUUGUGUCACCCAGGAACCAAUGUAGCCAGGCAGGUUGUUUCUGGCGGACGGUGUAUUGUAGCACCACUGGUCCCAUCUUGGUUGGAGAGAGAAGGGAGAAAGCAACCCGUCCAUAUUACCGCUGCUUUGUCAGCACUUUUCAUGGUGAUGGACCCUCCUGGUGGGGGAGACGAACGGCGGAGGCAGGCAGAGCGUCUUCGACGGGAGGAGGCAUACUAUCACUUCAUUAAUGAAUUGAGUGAAGAGGAGUAUCGCCUAAUGAGAGACAGCAACCUGCUUGGCACCCCUGGGGAGGUGACGGCUGAGGAACUCCGGCAGCGCCUUGAUGGAGCGAAAGAGCGUAUGUCAUCUCAGCCCAAUACUGAGCAGCGCUCGCAGGCUGCUGAUUCUGGAGAACAGCAGGGCAGCAGCGGCGAGGGAGAAGAGAGGGGGACUGGAGGGAGACGGGUGGCAGGGGGCACAGAGCCUGGAGCAGAAACCUCUAAUGGAGACUCAUUACUGGAGUGGCUGAACACUUUCAGACGCACUGGUAAUGCUACUCGCAGCGGACAGAGUGGCAACCAGACGUGGCGCGCUGUCAGCCGGACCAACCCUAACAGCGGCGAAUUCCGCUUUAGCCUUGAAAUCAACAUCAACCAUGAUCAGCCAGAGCCGGGGGAGCAUGAUGACACUGUGGACACUGCAGAGCUGCCAGUGAGUGCCCCAAACACAACUUCACCCUCUAUACGCUCCGCCUCCUCCUUCUCUAACCCUCGCCCUUCGACCACGCCAAGGCCAGCCCCAUACCCUACCCCCCGCCCAGCCCUCAGUAGGAGGAUGCAGACACGCCGCACACGCAGCAGCACUACCACUCUUUCUAUGAGCCCCCCUGCACUUCCUGCACCAGUGACCACCCCAGCUGCUGCUCAGAGGAGAGGUGCCACUUUGCCCUCUUUAGCACCACCUCCCACUGUUCCCAACCCUCCGCUUGAUCAAACUACAACGUCGCAACAUCAAGCCCUGAAUGCUGAAGUAGAGCAGGGCAGUGAUGACAUGUCUGCCUCUAUAGACUGUCCCCGUGUGUCACCCCAAUCUGGGUCUCAGAGCCCAGCAGCGGGAUAUGAAUCGCGUGGCAGUAGGACUCGAUCUCGUGGUCGUGCACGCAGGGCUUCAGCAGGGGGUGGGGUAUCAUCCCGCUUGUCAAGGCGAAGCCGUUCCCCUUUGCACAGAAUACCUGUUGCUAGUACGACUACACCAUCAAGCAGUGGUGUCAGUGGCUCUAUUAUCAACACUGUUGAGCCAGGCAGUGGCACAAGCUCUGUUUCCAUGGAAACGAGAGAGGCUGUGGCAGAACCUGCAGCACUUGCAGAGCCAACUGUCGAAACAGGAGAACGCGAGAGUGAAUCGCAUGUGAUAGGAGCAGGAAGUUCAGCGGUUCGACGGCACCCAACCAUCAUGCUGGACCUGCAGGUGAGAAGGAUUCGACCCGGUGAAAACCGUGAUCGGGACAGCAUUGCCAGUAGAACGCGCUCUCGUGCCCGUGUUGCUGAGAAUACUGUCACAUUUGAAAGUGACAGUGGUGGAUUUAGACGCACCAUCUCCCGCUCUGAGCGAGCUGGUAUACGCACCUAUGUGAGCACUAUCCGGAUUCCACUGAGGCGCAUAAGUGAGACAGGACUAGGGGAGCCCAACUCCACUGCCUUGCGUUCCAUCUUGCGCCAGAUCAUGACUGGAUUUGGGGAGCUGAGCUCCCUCAUGGAGACAGAGGCUGAUUCAGAAACUGUCGCACCUAGCCACACUGAUGUUAGUGCUCCAAAUAGUAACACCAGCCCAGCCAGUCGUCUACAUACAAAUGAGAGCCCAGCUGGCCAGGUUGGUACAGGUGGGGUAGAUCAGGAGAGGGUGGGGAUGGUAGGAAGUGAGGAGGACCCGGGUGGGCAGGCCAGGCUUGGAGGGGGGGUAGUGAGCACCACAGAGGGACGGGCCACCAACAGAGACACCAACAACCUGGUAGAAAACGGGACUCUACCCAUUUUGCGGUUGGCCCACUUCUUCUUGCUCAAUGAUGAGGAGGACGACGAACACCCUAGAGGCCUGACCAAAGAGCAGAUUGACAAUCUAUCCACACGUACCUACGGUCAGGCCAGCCUGGAGGGGGAGAUGGGUCGCGCGUGCAGUGUCUGCAUUAAUGAUUAUGCCCAGGGCAACAAGCUGCGCCGCCUGCCCUGCUCCCAUGAAUUCCACAUCCACUGCAUCGACCGCUGGCUCUCUGAAAACAACACCUGCCCGAUCUGCAGGCAGCCCAUACUUGCAGUGCAUCAUGACUGACCCAUUUGCUGACAAACACACCUAUCAAGUUCCUGGCUGGCUGAACUGAGCAGACCCAAGUGGGCUUUGCAUGUACAUAGCGCUUUCAUGGUUUAAUUUCUUUGAAAAAUAUCCAUUGUGUUGAAGGUUGAACCAAAAGUGCAGGAAAAAAAAGAAACUAUAAAUGCAGAGAAUUAACAAAACUUUAUUUUUUUAGAUUCUUUGUUUUGAGCAAGUUAUUGUUCUAUUUUCUUCUUUUGUUUCGCUGGUCUCUGUCACAAAGCUUCAGAGGCCCAUGUCAAUGGAUGGAAUUAAUGCUUAAGGAGCUCCUGUAGCCGCUGCUGACUAGUCUCACUUUAACGCUUUACAUAUGACGUCUCUUUGUCACAAAUGACCUACACAAAUCACUUCUAGACAUGAUUUAUUCAGUGUAAGCUGUAAAUAACCUACCACUGCUUGUAUUUAGGGGGUUUGAAGCAAGACUCUCCUCACAUGCAAUCUGUUAAGAAUGGAAGCAGGAAACCAUCAGUUUUUGUUUUUUUUUAUUCACCAUUUUAAAGCUUCAGCAUCCAUUUUAAAGUGUCCCUUUACAGUUGGUUAAGAUAUGUAUGAUUUACUGGGAUAUGUAUGAGCUAUGUAUUUAAUUUUGAAAUAAGUUUUAUUCUGUACGUCUAGUAGUAUUAUUUCUGAACUUUGCUAAGCCCUCUCCAUGCACAUGUCCCAAAUAAUUGCAAUACAGAAUUCAUCCAUAAAAGUCACCCACUAAACUCAGCCACUUUCAAAUUAUUAACAUUACCCAUAUGAAUUGCAUAUUUCAAUGAAAUGCAUUAGUCAUGUGAUAAUCAGGAAUUCAACGUUGUAAGUAGUAUGAGUUGUGCAAUAUGGAGAGAAAAUACAGUAUUUGUUUUGCUGUUCAUUGUUGUUUACAUUGUAAUACCUGAUUAUCAUCUCCAUUUUAAAACAAAGUCUAGUUUACCCUGAAGUCAACGUUUCCUCUUGGUUUCUGUUUCGGAUUUUCUAGAGUUUAUACAGUUGAAAUCCUUCUUCGCGAGAUAGGUGCUGGAAAAUUAUUAAUGUUUGGGGAAUCUGCUAAUGAGAACCCGUAUAACACAUCUCUAAUUUGGUCUUUCGCAGUGCAAUAGUCUCAGCAUAUUUCAGUUCCAGUACCAGUGCAACACCUGAAUGAAGCAAUGUUAGUAAUAUGAAAUUCCUGUACGGUCUUUAUAGUUUGUUUUUACAUUACAUACACAGAUAUCGGCAUUUCUAGUGUAACAUAGGCUGAUUAUUUAGCUGAACUACCUAGUCUGUGUUACCAUCAGGGUCACUUUGUACAUCAACAACAGUACACAGGAGCUACAACAUAUCUUCAGUUAACAUGUCACUAAUAAAACUGCAGGAAUGAUGCAGUAUAAUACGUCAGAAUGUAUGAGAGUGGGGUAAGUGUGUAUGGUUUAAUUGUGCGUGCAUGUGAGUAAGAGUGUGGGCGCUGAAGGAAAAGGUCCUGUGUACAAGUACACCUGGUUCUCAGAAAGCUUCUGUUCAGCUAGUGUCCACUGCAGAGACAUGGAGAAGGUCGUGGCCAUGCCGUUCAGAAGUGAAUAUUUAUUCUGUUCCUAUUUAAUAAGAUGGAAAUCAAGUUUUGAAAUAUGAAUAUGUAUUAUGUUACAAUGUGAUGAGAGUAAAUGAAACCGUUAAGAUAAACAUGUUACUAUGUAAUAAAAUGAAGACAUGGGUUUUCUUCUCUGCUCCUUAACAAUGGAAUAAAAUGCAGCUUUGUUAUGCCUGGAA
Micropterus salmoides (largemouth bass) is the source of this 4092-nucleotide messenger RNA. It is a transcript of the gene rnf6, whose product is annotated as ring finger protein (C3H2C3 type) 6. The record is from RefSeq and is a predicted model, not a curated record. Gene Ontology annotation, molecular function: ubiquitin protein ligase activity. Gene Ontology annotation, cellular component: cytoplasm; nucleoplasm. Gene Ontology annotation, biological process: ubiquitin-dependent protein catabolic process; protein ubiquitination; positive regulation of DNA-templated transcription. NCBI's taxonomy places the organism in Eukaryota, Metazoa, Chordata, Actinopteri, Centrarchiformes, Centrarchidae.